This is a messenger RNA of Musa acuminata AAA Group (dessert banana), 348 nucleotides long. Its product is annotated as alpha-galactosidase-like. The transcript has 6 exons. Gene Ontology annotation, cellular component: plant-type cell wall. The coding region runs from base 1 to 348 and encodes 115 amino acids. The record is from RefSeq and is a predicted model, not a curated record. Gene Ontology annotation, biological process: carbohydrate metabolic process. NCBI's taxonomy places the organism in Eukaryota, Viridiplantae, Streptophyta, Magnoliopsida, Zingiberales, Musaceae. Gene Ontology annotation, molecular function: hydrolase activity, hydrolyzing O-glycosyl compounds.
AUGACUCCUCCCAUGGGUUGGAACACUUGGAAUAACUUUUAUUGCGAUAUCAACGAGACUAUAAUUAGAGAAUCAGCGGAUUCAUUGGUGUCUACUGGGUUUGCUAAACUUGAAUAUCGAUAUGUCAACAUAGAUGAUUGUUGGGUUGAGCAUGAUCGCGAUUCAACGGGUUAUAUGGUGCCGAAAAGGUUGACGUUUCCAUCAGGAAUCAAAGCUCUCGCGGAUUAUGUUCAUGGCAAGGGGCUUAAACUUGGUAUUUACUCGGACGCAGGGCAUCAAACAUGCAGCCAGACGAUGCCAGGUUCGCUUGGUCAUGAGCAGAAAGAUGCUGAAACGUUUGCUUCAUAG